Salvelinus namaycush (lake trout) is the source of this 1390-nucleotide messenger RNA. Its product is annotated as somatostatin-2-like. Gene Ontology annotation, biological process: regulation of cell migration. The record is from RefSeq and is a predicted model, not a curated record. Gene Ontology annotation, cellular component: extracellular region. Bases 101 to 445 code for a protein of 114 amino acids. The transcript is spliced from 2 exons. Gene Ontology annotation, molecular function: hormone activity. Lineage: Eukaryota; Metazoa; Chordata; Actinopteri; Salmoniformes; Salmonidae.
UCCAUAUCAACUGAUCUAGAUCCAGCACACCCCGGUCCAGCUUAGCUCAGCUAUUUUCACCGUGUCUCGUCCCUGCAAACCCAACCCAGCUCUGUUGGACAUGAAGUUCUCCCAAAUCCACUGUGCCCUGGCCCUGCUGGGUUUGGCCCUGGCCAUUUGCAGCCAAGGAGCCGCCUCGCAGCCCGACCUGGACCUCCGCAACCGCAGACUCCUUCAGAGGGCCCGUGCCGCUAGCAUUGCCACACAGGAGUGGAGUAAGCGAGUGAUGGAGGACAUUCUAUCCGAACUGUCCUUGCCUGAGGUGGAGGCCCAGAAAAGUGAGGGGUCCACGGCUGAGGCCAAAGAGGAUCUGGAGCGCUCAGUGGACAACUCCAACAACCUGCCCCCCCGCGAGCGCAAAGCUGGCUGCAAGAACUUCUACUGGAAGGGCUUCACUUCUUGCUGAGGGAAGAAAAGUCUGACCACCUUAUGACACGAUGCUGCCAAUCACAUCACACCGCCAACCUGCAUCUGACUAAUGCAGCCAAUCAACAAUUAGCUGUGCCUGAUGACGAUUCUUGAAAUCAACAGAAUGAUGUACCUGUCAAAUUUAUGAAAUAAAGAGAAAAUAAUUUUAUUUCAGUGGGUAAAUUAUUUGAUUCAAUACAUUUUGUAUAACCAAAGCAAAGACUACCCUUUAUUAAUUUAUGCAUAGAUUACCCUUUAUUAAUUUAUGCACAGAUUACAUCUAGUACUGGCUGAUGUAACACUCAAAUACAAUCAAACACUCACACUGACACUAGGCUAGUGAGUGGCCAAUCCUCAAAAAGGGCUUCAGUUUUUGAGAUACCCCUACCUGUAGGACAAAACACAACCAUGUUUUUUCACAUCUUUAAUGUCUCUCAUUUAUGAAAUGGAUAAUUAUGAAAAACAAUUUUACUGCAAAAGUAGUAAAAUGUAUAGAUAUUGUGUCACACCCCGUAAACACAAAAUAUGCAGAAUAAUGCCUGGCUGGAGGGGGUUGGGCUACAAAUUUGCUCUCAUUCUGUGCUGUAUGGUCAUGCCUGACAAAAAUACAUACAGUUACACAUGUUUUUCGAUGUUGUGGCUAUUGUAAUCGGCUCUAAAGAAAAUACCCACUAAACCAGGUGUGUCAAACUAAUUCCAUGCCUAGUGUCUGCUGGAUUUUGGUUCCUCUUUUCAGUUAAGAACUAGACAACCAGGUGAGGGGAGGUCGUUACUAAUCAGUGACCUUAAUUCCUCAAUCAAAUACAAGGGAGGAGCAAAAACCUGCAGACACUCAGCCUUGCGUGGAAUACAAAUAGUCCGUUGUCUGCACUACAUACAUAUUAGGAUAUCUUAAUGCAUCUUGGAAAUAUAUGCCUGAAACACAGAGACGCAACAGGUGGAA